Sinocyclocheilus rhinocerous is the source of this 1161-nucleotide messenger RNA. Its product is annotated as coagulation factor IX-like. The record is from RefSeq and is a predicted model, not a curated record. Lineage: Eukaryota; Metazoa; Chordata; Actinopteri; Cypriniformes; Cyprinidae. Bases 25 to 1161 code for a protein of 378 amino acids. Gene Ontology annotation, cellular component: extracellular region. The transcript has 9 exons. Gene Ontology annotation, biological process: blood coagulation; proteolysis. Gene Ontology annotation, molecular function: serine-type endopeptidase activity; calcium ion binding.
AAGGGACUGAAUUUGGAUUGACAUAUGGCUUCAUUCAUUCUCCUUCUAUUCCAAUAUAUUCUGCUGCAGGCCUUUGCAGAUGGGGCGAAAGCUGACAGCAUUUUGCGGAGACACAGGCGAGCAAACACAGGACUGUUUGAGGAGUUUCUGAAUAGGAAUGUGGAGAGGGAGUGUAUGGAGGAGAACUGUGUCCUGGAGGAGGCCAGAGAAGCCUUUGAAAAUGAUGAAAAGACAAUGGAGUUCUGGGCAAGUUAUGUUGAUGGGGACCAGUGUAAAUCGUCACCCUGUCAAAACUGGGGCACUUGUGAGGACCAGAUGGGCACAUACACCUGUAACUGUCUACCAGGCUAUGUCGGCAAAAACUGUGAAAUAGUGACUGCCAAAAUGUGUGAUGUUGAUAAUGGAGGCUGUGAGCAUUUCUGUGUUGUGAUGGAGUCUCAUGGGACAGGGUGUCAGUGUGCAUCCGGUUACAGACUUAAAGAAGAUGGAUUCACGUGUGAACCUAUAGUAAAUGCCCCAAAAAGUCGUAUUGUUGGUGGCAAUCCAGCUUUACCUGGAGAAAUCCCUUGGCAGGUAGCGCUGGUGGCGCACUCAACACAGCAGGUGUUCUGUGGAGGCUCCAUUCUCAAACAGUCAUGGGUCAUUACUGCAGCCCACUGUCUAGGAAGCCAGAAUGGAUCCUUCUACAUCAGAGUUGGGGAGCAUGACGUCUCCAAGACUGAAGGCACAGAACAGAAUCUGAACAUCACCCGUUUCAUCUCACAUCCCCGUUAUGACUCCAAAUCUGGAUCUCUGGCUACUGUCAGUGGUUGGGGCUGUCUGCGCUUCCAAGGCCGAAGUGCAGUGACUUUACAGAAGGUUGAGUUGCUUUAUGUCGACAGAACAGUCUGUAAGGAAAGCAGCAGUGACCUGAUCACAUACUUCAUGUUCUGUGCUGGAUACUCAGAUUCUCCUAAAGACGCGUGUCAGGGGGACAGCGGAGGACCUCAUGCCAUGCGCUACCACAACACCUGGUUCCUCACAGGCAUUGUCAGUUGGGGAGAAGAAUGUGCCAAGAAAGGGAAGUACAGUGUGUACACCCAGGUUGGUAACUAUUAUCGUUGGAUACAGCACAUCAUCAGAGUUACAAAGGGAGUACUGCUUAAAAAUGUGGACCUGUGA